UUAUCGGGCGAGAUCGGUUAGCCAGUUGGUAAACUAAAGCAAACAUCAAAAAAACAGAUCUGAAAUCAAAUUUAUACAUACUUGUUGAAUUUAAGUGGUACUUAUGAGCCUGCCAAGAUGAUAGAGAACCUUAACGAUGAUUGCCAACUGCUCAUUGUAAACUAUUUGGAGCUUAGGGACCAACUGGCGCUGUGGGAGGCAACUGAAGACAUCGCGCCCCGAUUGAACAGUAAUGUGAGCUAUGCCUGGCAACACAAAUUGAGCUAUGUGCUAAAGAAACACACACUCGACGAGUUUGAGGAGCAUCCAAAACACUUAGAGGCAUUCCUGUCCGCCAUUAGUCCAAGCGUUCAGCAGCUGGACCUGCAAUAUAUAACGCUGAGGCAGUUGAAACUUUGGGUGGGGCACAGGUUUCCGAGAACGCGAGUGCUGGCUUAUACGCUGGAUGAGUAUGAUGAAUUGACCAACGCUGAGAGAGCAUUGGAGCUCUUAGUAGUGCUUUUUCCAGAAUUAAACUCUGUCAAGCCGUUUGGGCCGUUUAAGGGCAGAAUAAUUGCCAAAUGGACGCAGUUGCGGCAACUGGACUUAAGCGAAAGUUGGCCAAUUGAUGAAAGUGUAUCGAUGUGCAAAUUUCAGAAACUGGAACAGCUAACAAUUGAUUGUGAUUUUAUAAAUAAUAUUUCCACUGAGAGCAUACUUUGUUUGCCCAAGCUUCGAACGCUUUGCUUCCAUCCUGGAGAUAAAAGUAAUGAAGUUCUUGGUCAAAUUAUACAGCACCGUGGCCUGGACAUACAUGAGCUUAUCUUUCACGAUAUCAUCUGGGAUUGUGCGCUGGCAACACUCCAACAGGUCAAGAACUUGCGACAGUUAACGCUAAUCGAAGAUGAUGGCUUUAAAGUGGCUCAACUGCAAUCUCUGGUCUCUGCACUGCCAUUAUUGGAGCAAUUGAAUCUGAUCAAUUUUCAAUUUUGGCGCACAGAGACUGAGCUCUGGCAAACAGUCGCCAAUUGCAGCUCGCUGAGAAUAUUAAAUAUAUCGGGCAUGCAGCUAUAUUCUGAAUUCUUUGACUUUAGCAGGCGUCCCAUGGAGGAUGUGUUGAGGAAGCGCCCUGAACCGUUGACAUUAAACUGCCAUAACACCGGCGACAACGAGCAUUUGAUUCGUCAACGUUUCGCACACUCCAAUUUAAUACUUUCUUUUGAGCAGUUAAAUGUGGAUUAUAUUGAUAACGGCUACGUUAAAAUACGGCUUGUGCCUUUGGUGCCGUCAAAUAGUUGAAGCCAAAGAGUUGUUUAAAUAAAUUGUUUUAUUUGUUUUUUGACAAACGGGAAAGGGGGAAGAAUAUAGCACAGGUAAAAAAAAAAUAUCAAAUUAACAUUA
Drosophila montana is the source of this 1380-nucleotide messenger RNA. RefSeq lists its product as uncharacterized. Bases 118 to 1278 code for a protein of 386 amino acids. The transcript has 2 exons. The record is from RefSeq and is a predicted model, not a curated record. Lineage: Eukaryota; Metazoa; Arthropoda; Insecta; Diptera; Drosophilidae.